UCCAUCAAUAUUCUGUUUCACAUUUUCGCCGAACACCAUCAUUACUUUAACUCUACUCCAACCAACUAACUAACUUAUUACGAGUUUCAACUUAGAUAAUCACGUUCACUGAGACUUGUCGAUUGAUAUUUUCCAUACGUUUGUCCUUAUUAGGUAUUGAGAUUCAAAACAUGUAAUCUACCACUGCUUUAAAUCAAAUAUAAAAUCAACAUUAUAAUUAAAACUCUACAUGCCGCCGUGUAUCUCGGCACGUAUUACACUACCGAAUGUAAUAACAAUAACUGUGUGGGGUCUUAGGAUACCAAGGAAGGUCUGGGCCCCAACAUAACCCUUCUGCUUCUUAUAACCCUUCUGCUUCUUAUAACUUUUCUGCUUCUUAUAACCCUUCUGCUUUUUAUAACUCUUCUGCAUGGAAUGCUAUCUCCUAAGGGCCACUCGGCACCAGGGGCAUGCUGAAGUGGGGUGUGGGGGAUGUCACAUCCCCCCACUUUUUGUAGAAGCCGUCGGUAAUUUUUUGCCUGUCGGUAAAAGUUGACACAACUAUAACAGCGUGUCGGUAUUUAGGGGAAGAAUUAGAUUACGUCUGCCUUUUCGCAUAGAAAGUGUUGUUGACCGUUUUUGUUAUUAGAUAUAAAUUGUUGCAAACCAAACAGCUGGUUAUAAAUUUUAAUUGCACAAAAAGAUUUAGAGAGCCACUCAUCAAUUGACAGGAAGUGAAAUAUAUUCGUUUGCAAUCUAGUAGCAUAUACUCUAAGUUCUUGGCCAACAGGGCAAUCAUGUUCUUGGAUUUUACAAAAUUUCGUUGUUCUCAGUUUUAUCACGAUUUAAUAGUUUCUCAAUUUUUUUGCUCCGAGUACUGAAGCAAAAUUCUUUCUUUUUCUGACUGUCCAGUACUCGUUUGUUAUUGCCAGUUUCUUAUAAAAAAUGAGUGUAUCGUUUUUGCUGCUAUACUAACCUACAUCUUCCAUUGUAAAAGUAUAUUUUCAGCACAGUGUAAUAACCAAGCGUUGACCGGCUGGAAUCGAAUUACGAAAAUGUGUAUCUUUCUUCUCUAUCGUGUUUCUUAGGAGGCUGUGCAAAUGAUCAAACCUUUCUUUUGACAUCCGUAAAAAAAUGAAAUUCGCGGUCUUUCAGUCGUAGUUCUUGAAUCAAUCCAUGAUAUUGGCUAGAAGUUUUAUUUUUGAAAAUAUCUCUGACCCAGAACCUUCUCUUCUUUCUCUCACGAACUUUUACCUUUUCUCUUCUCUAAUCUCUGUCUACGUUUUCUUCGGACUUGCUACAAGUCUCUCUCUAGAAAACGAAAAAAAGAAAGAAUGGAAGGGAAGGAGAGAGUCUCUCGUUCCCUCCCAUUUUUUCUUUCCCCCCUUUCUUUAAAGAGAGAGACUUGUAGCAAGUCCACGUUUCCUUAAGUUAUAUAUACCAAUCAUCAUUGCAAGGAGUUUUUGUAGUCCUGUGAACGAAUUUUUGCUUACGAUUUAAGUAUAAUUUGAGUAUACGAUUAACGCGUCAGUGAGUACACGGUUUAGCUGAGCAUCCUUCUGUAAAGAAAUAUUUAAUCGUUAUAAUCGUUACCGUGGUAAUCGUGAUAAUCGUGAUAAUCGCCUGGUGAGUACCAUGCUUUAGGUGCUUGGCGCGACUACAGUGACCACUAUCUCUAUGGUUGCCAGGGAAAAAGUCCUAACAACACGUUGCUUCGUGUCGCCCCGAAGGAGCUUUUAGGCCCUUGCCCAUCCCACCUUUUCAUUGAAAAGACUGCUAACUCUGGUUUAGUGAUGAUAGCAAGAAGUUAGGGAGCCAUAGAAGAACAAAGGAUCAAUAGUAGGUCCUUCAUUUAACAAUGUAUCCUUACAAGUUAUACCGAAGACGAUGGACUGUCUUGGCCUUGUUUUCUUUGAUAUCAAUGACAAAUGAAGUUAUCUGGAUCAGUUUGUCCUCGAUAACGAGCAUCGUGCAAGAAUAUUACCGCGUUGAUGCGAUUGCUGUCAACUGGCUGUCUAUGAUAUACAUGCUUUUGUACGUGCUUGUCGUAAUCUCAUCAUAUAUCCUCGACAAAUAUGGUCUUCGAUUCACUAUCAUCGUUGGCGCCCUUCUAAAUGCAAUGGGGAGUUGCCUUAGGGCAAUUGGCGCCAAUCGAGAUGGCUUUCCCCUUGCUUUUCUUGGGAAUACAUCGGCAGCCCUUGCUCAAUGCUUUAUUCUGUUUGUGCCCCCUCGUUUAGCCGCUGUUUGGUUCGGGGACCACGAAAGAGCAACAGCUUCAGCUAUUGGAGUUCUUAUGAACAUGUUCGGGGUUGCACUUGGCUUUUUAAUGGGAGGGACUAUGGUACCAAGCAGUAAAAACAUGGAUUGCGACGUAAAACAAGGAAUGCACGUUUUGCUCCUUUCACAGGCCAUUUUCUGCUCAAUUUUAGCAUUUGUAAGUUUGGUUGUAAUAAAGAAUGCCCCACUGACUCCACCCAGUCGAUCUCAAGAACUGGUGUUGAGAUUGAAAUACCAACCAUGUUUCAACGAUUUAAAUACAAACGGAGAGAAUGCACACUUAAUGGAAACAGACAGAGGUCUACCAGACAGCGAUGAAAAGAAUGAAGAGCAAAAACAAGCAAUUAAACAGCAAGAAACUUUGCUUGACCAUGAUACAACAAAUUUGAAGAUUGAUGAAAACAAAAGUGAAAACCAUUGCACCACAUAUACCCAUGUACCUGCAUUUGGAGAAUCAAUUUUGAUUCUUGGAAAAGAUAAGUCGUUUCAUCUGAUCUGCCAAGCCUAUGGGUUUUAUUUUGGCUUAUUUGCAGCUUACAACACUAUAUUAAACCAAAUGGUAAUUUCACGCUACCCAGGAAAGGAGAAGGAGAUUGGGUACAUGGGAUUUGCUGCAGUGAAUUGUGGUCUUUUUGCCAUAUUUUUCAGUGGAGUAUGGCUUGACAGGACCAGGAGGUACAAAAGUCUCUCAGUUGCAAUAUUUACUGCUUGUGCUGUUACGAUGGUGAUAUUUACUUUGCUCCUUAAGUAUCAUGACAAUUUCAUUAUUUUGUUUAUCAGCUUUUGUGCCUUUGGUUUCUUUUCAUACCCAUAUAUGAGUGCAGGUCUUGAGCAUGUAGCUGAAGUCACUUACCCAGUUCCAGAAGGCACAACAUCUGGUAUACUUCUUUUGGUUGGCAAUAUCUACGGGAUAAUAUUAACCUAUAUAGUUGGGGCUGCAAUUGAUAAUGGGGGUGGUGACCUUGGUGGUUAUCUUAUGGCUGCUUGUUAUGUUAUCGGAACAUUGUUGGUAUUAAUCAAUUCUGCCCCUUUAAAGCGGAGCGAGGCAGAUAAGCUGCACCACUGACAAUAUGGAAUCAUUUUGAAUUCUUCUCAAUGAAGUUAUUAAGUAAACAUAUACCCUUUGGUUAUUGAGAAUUCUUAUUCAGUUAUUCCUUCUUCAUUCACUGUAGGCAAGGAUUCGUGAGCAUUUGACACAGAUUCAAAAAAGUUGACACAUUCAAAAUGUAGCAUAACAACGUUAGAACUGAAAUAAAACAGGAGAUAAAGUUUAUUUAUUUACUUAAAGUCAUGUGUCAGAAAUCAUACUAAUUGAAGAUUUUAUAGUCUUCUCUUCGCAAAAGGCAUUUUUAAGUUGCCCAUCUGAUUCAGAACAACUGAAGAAAUCGUUAUAAUAACCUUUAAAGACUUUCUUCUCAAAAUUUAACACUUGGAUAAAAAUAGAAAACCAUUUUAUAUUGCAAACAACAUCAGAGAUUUCCUGACGAAAUAGCUGUUUAGCUUUAUCUACGCCCCUGGUUAUAAGCAAAAUUUUCUUCUUAUCCAACAGAUUUAAGUCCCUGAAAUGAGGCCUUCUUUAAAAUUUGAGUCUUAUCCAGUGUUUUAGGUGAUAACAGAUUGAUUUUCAAAAUACAAAGUUUACUUCUUUAAGGGAAUAAAUCAUAGAAAUCCAAAACAAAAAGCAUGAGGAGUUUCCUGUUAGUUCUGCAUGAAAUGAAAUAUCCAGUGAUCAAUUUUUUUCAGGCCAUUUCAAAGCAAAAUAAUUUGCUUUUAAAUGCAAAAAAAUUCAGGCCAUUUGUCUUUUAAUGGAUUUGUCUAACACUUGAUUUGUCAACCUUGAAUAGCGGAUAUGUCUAAUUAACUGAUUUUUUAACAAGAAGUUGUUGACUAUUUCAGCAAUAUGCAUUUUGUAUUCGUUGUGGUUCAUAUUAUCAAGUUCAUUAACAAGCUGCGGUUUCCAAAGUCUCAAGCAAAAAAAACAUAGCCAAUUGAAAAAGACAGUAGAUGAGAAACUUUGAAGUUCUCAUUGAAAGUUGCUAAAAAUGCUAUUGGGCUGAUAAAACUGAUAACAGCUCAAGUCACCCAUGGUUGCAGGAUUCAAUUCAUAUCAAUCUACUCAGGUGGCCAUUAAAUGGGGGUGAUUAAUUAUCCAUUAAAAAUUUUAAGCAGGUUAGUUUCCACGAUGACUUUUAUUAUUUUGUAUAGCAUAAAACGUUUAUAUUUAAUUUUUUCUUAUUUGCUUAAUGCUGAUACCAUAUAGAUAGUAUUUAUAUUUCAUGUUUAAUGCCCAGAUGCUGAAUAUUUAUUAUAUUUAAUGCUUUAUAUAUUUAAUGUGUAGGUAACCAGCCAUACAUUUUGUAGUCAGAUUUUGUGCUUUUCAUAAUCCUUUUUAUGCUGGUUUUUCUGGCCAGGACCUAUAAUAUUUCAAGGGCAUAUUGCCCAACAAAAGCAAGUAUACAAUUUAUACCUGUUAAUGUUGUGUUUAAACACAUAGGGUGUAAUGUGUUAGUAGAUAUGACAUUGUUUUUAUCAACCACGUAUUAUUGUAAAUGGGGUAACCAUUGCUCCAAAAUAUGUUGUGGUUCUUUUAUCUUCUCUUUGUUUCUAUGUGCACAGAAUGAGUGAUUAUUUUAUUUAUUUUUGGUAGUUUCCAAUAACAAUAAAGAAACAGUUGGGGUUGGUGGUGAUUGUAAUCUGAGCAUCAUCACAACAUAGUUUAGAUGUGCAUUGGGAAAGUUAAGAGAACUUUUCCCUUACUCACUUCACGUGGACUGUCUUUUAGAACGCGGGGCAGGCUAAAUGACACUUUCAUGCGAUCGCCUCUAUUAUAUGGAAGCGAACGCUGCACACCAACCAUUGCGAAUAUUCAAAAACGUAAUGACCGAUCCAUGAUACGGUGGAUAUGCAAUGCGUGUGCUUGGAAGAUCGCUCCAGCUCCGAUUCCUUGCUAAAGAAACUAGGCAUAAAUGAUAACUGGGCUGACACCAUUCGUGACGACAAAAAGACAUGGAAAAUGACGCAUUUCGACCCAAUGGACAGAUUCUUGUUGCUUGUUGGGGAAGUUACUGGAAACUAACAGUAUUCCAGUAAAACCCCCUUCAAGGGGAAACGUCACGUUAAACGAAUAAUGAUGAAUGAUAACAUACUAUUAGGAUAAAGGAAAGUGUCAUGAUGGAGAAAAUGUUGUGACAAGUAUUCAUAAGCCCCAAAUCUAACGGAUUCAUACAGGCAUACUAGGCAGGGGCUAAGGGGUGCUGCAAAAAGAAUCCCAAAGUUGUAAAGCUUGAAGAGCUGUGAAGCAAAGUAUAAUUAUUUCAGUUACAAAUGGCUUGCCAAUCUUUUUUGCAUAAACUAUAUUUCUUUGCAAAAUCAAAGGAAUAUUCCAAUUUGCAAAGUGAUAAGGAAUUUACAACGUGAUUCUAUUGAGUAUAUUGAGAAACAAGUUUCUGCAUCCGGAGAUGUUCUAAACACGAGUUU
This is a messenger RNA of Rhopilema esculentum, 5733 nucleotides long. The record is from RefSeq and is a predicted model, not a curated record. NCBI's taxonomy places the organism in Eukaryota, Metazoa, Cnidaria, Scyphozoa, Rhizostomeae, Rhizostomatidae.